Brachypodium distachyon (stiff brome) is the source of this 3530-nucleotide messenger RNA. Its product is annotated as tyrosine-sulfated glycopeptide receptor 1. The coding region runs from base 85 to 3255 and encodes 1056 amino acids. Gene Ontology annotation, biological process: protein phosphorylation. Lineage: Eukaryota; Viridiplantae; Streptophyta; Magnoliopsida; Poales; Poaceae. The record is from RefSeq and is a predicted model, not a curated record. The transcript has a single exon. Gene Ontology annotation, molecular function: protein kinase activity; ATP binding; receptor serine/threonine kinase binding.
UUCAUGACUAGACCACCAUUGAUGAUUUAUCCAAUCAGGGCACAACAUAAGCCCUGGCUCCCAUACUAGUUUCACCAAGGAACCAUGCAGACACUCCAUUUUUCCAACAAAACAUACAGCAAGAAAUUGCACAUACCUUCCGUUGGCCUAGCUCUCGUUCUGCUGAUCUCCUUGGCUUCUCCUACCAGUUCCUGCACGGAGCAGGAGAAGGGCUCCCUCCUCCAGUUCCUCGCCGGGCUCUCAAAGGAUGGUGACCUCGCUGCAUCCUGGCAGGAUGGCACAGAUUGCUGCGACUGGGAAGGGAUCGCCUGCAGGCAAGAUAAGACAGUCACCGAUGUCUUGCUGGCUUCAAAGGGACUUGAGGGGCACAUCUCAGAGUCCCUUGGGAACCUCACCAGGCUCCAGCACCUUAACCUCUCCCACAACUCCUUGUCCGGUGGUCUGCCGCUGGAAUUGGUGUCUUCCAGCAGCAUCCUUGUCAUUGACGUCAGCUUUAACCAGCUCAAUGGAACACUCCUUGAGCUGCCAUCUUCAACCCCUGCCCGGCCUCUGCAGGUACUAAAUGUCUCAAGCAAUUUAUUUGCAGGACAGUUUCCAUCAACCACAUGGAAAGCAAUGGAGAAUCUUAUCACACUCAAUGCCAGCAAUAACAGCUUUUCUGGACCGAUACCAACUGAAUUCUGCAACAGCUCGCAAUUCUUCACUGUGCUUGACCUUUGUCUCAACAAAUUCAAUGGCAGCAUUCCCCCAGGGCUUGGUGAUUGCUCCAUGCUGAGAGUGCUCAAGGCCGGCUAUAACAACCUCAGUGGAAAACUCCCGGAUGAACUCUUUAAUGCUACUUCAUUGGAAUACCUGUCUUUUCCUAACAAUCAUUUACAUGGAGUGCUUGAUGACACACACAUAAUCGACCUCAGAAAUCUUGUAACCCUUGAUCUUGGAGGGAACAACUUCAGUGGCAAGCUUCCAGAUUAUAUAGGUCAGCUCAAGAAAUUGGAGGAGUUCCAUUUGGACCGCAACAUGAUGUCAGGGGAGCUGCCAUCUUCUCUGAGCAACUGCACAAAUCUCAUAACAAUUGACCUCAAGAACAACCAGUUCACUGGAGAACUCACCAAGGUCAAUUUCUCCAACCUGACCAAUUUAAAAACUUUAGAUCUUUGGUCAAACAACUUCAUCGGUACAGUUCCAGAAAGCAUGUACUCAUGCAGCAAUCUGACUGCACUGCGUCUAUCUAACAACAGCUUACAUGGGCAGCUCUCAUCGAGAAUAGGCAAUCUGAAGUAUCUGUCCUUCUUGUCACUUGGUAAAAACAAUUUCACAAACAUCACAAAUGCACUUCAGAUCCUUAAGAGCAGUAAGAAACUUACCACCCUACUUAUUGGGCACAACUUCCAGGGAGAAAUCCUGCCACAGGAUGAAACUAUUGGUGGUUUUGAGAAUCUUCAGGUUUUGGACAUUGAAGGUUGCAACUUUACCGGGAAAAUACCCCUAUGGAUAUCAAGGGUCACAAAUUUGGAGAUGUUACUUUUAAAUAGCAACCAGCUCACUGGAUCAAUACCAGAAUGGAUCAAUUCCUUAAGCAAUCUCUUCUUUGUGGAUGUGUCAGACAACAGUCUUACAGGAGAAAUCCCGUUAACCCUGAUGGAGAUGCCAAUGUUAAAAUCAACUGAGAAUGCAAUUAAUUUGGACCCAAGGGUCUUUGAGUUGCCUGUUUAUAAUGGUCCAUCACUUCAAUACCGUGUGCUUACAUCUUUCCCAACAGUGUUGAAUCUAAGCAAGAACAACUUCACGGGUUUGAUUCCCCCGGAGAUUGGUCAGUUGAAAGUGCUUGCUGUACUUGAUUUCAGCUUCAACAAGUUAUCUGGACAGAUCCCAAGAUCGAUUUGCAACCUAACAAACUUGCAGGUGCUAGAUUUGUCCAGCAACAAUCUGACAGGUAGUAUCCCAGCUGCAUUGAACAGUCUGCACUUCCUUUCAGCAUUCAACAUUUCAAACAAUGACCUAGAAGGGCCAAUUCCAUCUGGAGGACAAUUUCAUACAUUUGAGAACUCUAGUUUCGAUGGGAAUCCAAAGCUGUGUGGUUCUAUGCUCACUCACAAAUGUGGUUCAACCUCAAUACCUACAUCCUCCACAAAACGAGAUAAGGUUGUUUUUGCAAUUGCAUUUAGCGUGUUGUUUGGAGGCAUCACUAUUCUUUUGUUGCUGGGGUGUCUCAUUGUCUCAGUCAGGAUGAAGGGUUUUACAGCAAAAAAUAGAAGAGAGAAUAAUGGAGAUGUUGAGGCAACUUCAUCCUACUCCAGUUCAGAGCAAAUAUUAGUGGUGACGUGGUUGCCACAAGGCAAGGGAGAAGAAAACAAGCUAAACUUCACCGACAUUUUGAGAGCAACGGACAACUUUGAUAAGGAGAACAUCAUUGGAUCUGGAGGUUAUGGAUUAGUCUACAAGGCAGAUCUACCUGAUGGAUCCAAACUGGCAAUCAAAAAGCUCCAUGGUGAAAUGUGUCUGAUGGAAAGGGAGUUCAGUGCAGAGGUUGAUGCACUCUCCAUGGCACGACAUGAAAAUCUUGUACCACUGUGGGGUUACUGCAUCCAGGGAAACUCAAGGUUCCUCAUAUAUUCCUACAUGGAGAAUGGCAGCCUGGAUGAUUGGCUUCAUAACAGGGAUGACGAUGCUACCUCAUUUCUUGACUGGCCAAUAAGGCUCAAGAUCGCACAAGGAGCAAGCAUGGGCCUUUCUUAUAUCCAUGAUGUUUGCAAGCCUCAUAUUGUCCACCGUGACAUCAAAUCCAGUAACAUCCUGCUGGACAAAGAAUUUAAAGCUUAUGUUGCAGAUUUUGGACUAGCCAGAUUGAUCCUUCCUAACAAAACUCACGUCACAACUGAGCUGGUUGGCACUAUGGGUUACAUUCCUCCUGAGUAUGGGCAAGCAUGGGUUUCAACGUUGAGAGGUGAUAUGUACAGUUUCGGAGUAGUCCUGCUUGAGCUGCUCACAGGAAGGCGACCUGUUCCAGUCCUGUCUACAUCAAAAGAACUUGUCCCAUGGGUUCUACAGAUGAGGUCUGAGGGAAAGCAGAUUGAGGUCCUGGAUCCAAAACUUCAAGGAACAGGGUACGAAGAGCAAAUGCUAAAGGUUCUUGAAGCCGCCUGCAAGUGCGUUGACAAUGAUCAAUUCAGGAGGCCAACUAUCAUGGAAGUAGUCUCCUGCCUGGCCAAUAUAGAGGGUGAUUUGCAGACACAAAAAUUGGCCAAGACAGGCUGAAUUGCACAUCAUAGUACUCUUGUAUUUUCGGUGCACGUAGUAGAUGUAGUUUUCACAGCUUCUUAGAAGUAGUAUUUCUGACUAGCCUUACAUUUCAAUUUGUACAGCGCACCUAACAGAUAGUCAUUCUGAACUUGACAUACUUAGUUAGGAAACCUUUUUUCUAAAUUCAUCUUCUUUUCGGAUGUAUCUCAAAGUAUUGUGUAUGGUCAAGCUUCGCAAGCAUGGGACAAAGAAUAAACAAGUGAAAUGAUUGCUUUGUUUUCUCAGUAAAA